AACCUGACCAAAGAGAGAGACCAGCUACAUACCAGCUACAACACCCUGACUAAAGAGAGAGACCAGCUACAUACCAGCUACAACACCCUGACUAAAGAGAAAGACCAGCUACAGAGCAGUUAAAACAACCUGACUAAAGAGAGAGACCAGCUACAGGCCAGUUACAACAAACUCUCUCAACAUAAGAACUCAGGAGAGAGACCAAAAGACCAGCUACAGACAGUUAAAAACAACCUGACUAAAGAGAGAGACCAGCUACAGGCCAGUUACAACAAACUCUCCAACAAAGAACUCAGGAGAGAGACCAGCUACAGAAUAGCCCAGUCCUCCAAGAACCUGUCCCUGCCUGCUGCUGCCCUAGUGGUAGGAUUAGAAACUAAGGAGAAAGACCAGCUGCAAAAUAAUGUUAAAGUCAUGACUGCUGAAAGGGAUAAAUUAAAGAAUAGUCUCAACUCAAUGACCAAAGUGAGAGAGAGAGAUCAGUUACAGAGAAGUCURCUGCUACAGAAACASGAUAUAGGCUCCUGCUAUGAGCUGUUCCGGCCUCACAAGCCAAGGCUCAUUCAAAGARACUUGAAUGUGUGAAUAAAUUAUAGCUGUAAAAGUUAUGUUUAAUGUAAAUAUGGCACAGAUCAAAACUAUAGGCAAACAGGCAAGUCACACAAAUGAUUUCUGAGGGAUAAGACACCUCUCUGUUUUAUACUUMAUCUAAUAUAAAACGAGUAACGGAGAGUACUGGACAAUYCAGAGAACUUAGCAAAUUAAGUGUUUGUGGUAAGUACAUGGGGGCUGCCAUCAUUAUGCACCUUCGCCACUAUUGGCAAAGUUGCUGAUCUGAUUGGUCAAAAGACUAACUUUGUCUCAUUAAUUUGUCUGCAUUUACACAYGCAGACAAAUUCUGAUAUUUUCUUCACUAAUUGGUCUUUUGACCAAUCACACACAUCACAUAUUUUUCAGAGCUGA
Salvelinus sp. IW2-2015 is the source of this 963-nucleotide messenger RNA. RefSeq lists its product as uncharacterized. NCBI's taxonomy places the organism in Eukaryota, Metazoa, Chordata, Actinopteri, Salmoniformes, Salmonidae. The record is from RefSeq and is a predicted model, not a curated record.